Molecule: messenger RNA, 678 nt
Organism: Entamoeba invadens IP1
Lineage: Eukaryota; Evosea; Mastigamoebida; Endamoebidae
Exons: 1
Coding region: 1-678 (225 amino acids)
Source: RefSeq, a predicted model, not a curated record
AUGUCAAUGUCUGACAUCAUUACUAAAGGAAAUUUGCUUGAGCUCUUUCAAACUUCUGUAUUUACUAAACCGCUUAUUGUCAGGGUUAAUCGUAUAACAAAAUCUACAGUAAUAGAAGCAACAAUUGGCGACGAUGUUAUAUUAUUAGAUGCUUAUUUUUAUGAGUCUAAGGACCAAUUAGAAAUCAUUAACGAUGGUGACUUUUUAAAAAUAAUGAAAGCAGAAUUUCACAUUUUGUGUUCUUAUUCAAAAGAAACACAAAUUAAAUUAGAAAUUAUUGAAUAUGAAAAAGUCGACACCACACGAGAUAAACUUGUUACUUGUGAUUACGGAAACGGUAAUGACUUGAAUCUAUUCAAAUGUAAAAUAAGUAAAGUUGAUACAAAGGUUGAUUCUUCAGACUUAUCAAAAAGAAAAAUCACACCAUUUGCUGUGAUCACAACGAUGACAAACAAUGUCACUAUUAAAGGGCGAGUAAUAUCAAAAAGUAACAUAACAAAAAAAGUAACAGGAACAAAAUUUUGUUUUUUGCUUCAAGACGCUAAUGAAAAUGAAAUGACAGUUAAUUGUUAUGAUAAUGAAUGUGAAGAGGCGUUUGAUAGGUUUCAAGUUGGAUCAGUGUAUUUCAUAUAUUGUAGACAAUUUAAAGAAAAAAAAGACUGGUAUACAUUUAAUUGA